AGAUCGUCAUUUUAGGGUAUGUGGACAAAAGUUGUUAUCUUUCUCGUAACUAUUUCUUCCGUCCAGGGUUCCCUUCUGUUUCAAGAAGCUAAGAUUGGAGAAACUGUCAAACUCGAACUGGGUUCCGAUGUUGUGACAUGGAAGCGCGUGAGAAAGGGUGAUGUAGAAGAGUUUAUCAAAUACUGCGGACCCACUGAAAAAGGCCCAAGAUGCGCACAAUUUGUAAAUGCGAACAACAAACCCGUCCCUCCCGCAACCAAAGCUCAUGUAGAAAAGGAUGGCACCCUUAUCAUCGAAUCUUUCAAAGCAGCUGACGCCGGUUUGUAUUCGUCACCGGAUGUAAAGCCAAAUGUUCAAACUUUACCAGAUGGAAGCACAGAAUCUACUCUUGGUCCUCAUAUACAACUUGUUGUCCAGAAUUGAAUAUCGUUGGUUUGUCAUCUAUGUGCUA
This is a messenger RNA of Cylicocyclus nassatus, 451 nucleotides long. The record is from the annotation of a GenBank genome assembly. Lineage: Eukaryota; Metazoa; Nematoda; Chromadorea; Rhabditida; Strongylidae.